AUGGGAUGGAACCCCUUCUCCACCUCUCCCACGCGCUCCAGCUACAGCUCCCACUCGCGCGGCCCGUCGCGAAACUACGCUCGCAGCAGCGCCGGCAGCUCCUACUCCUCGUCGCACCGCGCCUCCACAUCGCGCUACGGCCGCCAACCGCGCGACGGCUACAUGCAAUCCCUCUACCGCAAGCUGCGCCAGCUGUGGCGCGACCUCAUGCAGUACGCGCGCCGGCAUCCGUACAAGGUCUUCUUCGCCGUCGUCAUGCCGCUCGUCAGCGGCGGCGUGUUGCACAAGCUGGCGCGCCAGUUCGGGGUCAAUCUGCCGGAGAUGGGCGGCGCGGGGGCGCGGGGUGGGUUUGCUGGGAGUGGACAUACGAGACAUGAGGGUGCGGGGGGCUACUAUGGGAGUGAGGGGUAUGGGCCUUCGAGGGGAGGGCCUGCUGGCCAAGCGGGCAUGUUUGGAGGGCUGGAUGUGCAGAGUGUGGCUGGGGGGAUUGGCAGUUUGGCGACAAUUGCGCAGAUGGCGAGUAAAUUCAUGUGA
This is a messenger RNA of Didymella exigua CBS 183.55, 534 nucleotides long. RefSeq lists its product as uncharacterized. Bases 1 to 534 code for a protein of 177 amino acids. The transcript has a single exon. NCBI's taxonomy places the organism in Eukaryota, Fungi, Ascomycota, Dothideomycetes, Pleosporales, Didymellaceae. The record is from RefSeq and is a predicted model, not a curated record.